Molecule: messenger RNA, 1944 nt
Organism: Lathyrus oleraceus (garden pea)
Lineage: Eukaryota; Viridiplantae; Streptophyta; Magnoliopsida; Fabales; Fabaceae
Exons: 6
Coding region: 1-1944 (647 amino acids)
Source: RefSeq, a predicted model, not a curated record
AUGGAUUCAAUUGAUCAAACACCCAUUUCUUCUCAACAAACAACUGCAACUACUAGCGUUGUCUCAACCCCCAUCUACAGGGAACCCCAUAUUCUUGACCGUGAACCUCACAUCUAUCUUGCAACACCUUUUGAAAAGCUUGAGGUACUGUGUGAAUCGCUAGUGGAUUUCGAAAAUAUGAAGAGAAAUGGCGUCGACCUCACUAAGGAGUUAAGAAUGCAAGGGUGGGAAACCUACUUUCAGAGACUCUACGACCCCGUGUACACGUAUCUGGUGAAGGAGUUCUGGAGUUUCACAUACUCAUAUGAUCACUAUAUCGUCUCUGACGUUUUGGGAUUCAAAAUAGUCAUCACUGAAAAAUCAAUAGCCUCCCUUCUGAAUAUGGAAAAGACAGGAGGAAGAAGAAUCUACAACAUUAAUCCUAGGUCAAAGUAUUUGUCCCAGGAAAUAGCCCCCACCAUCUUUCAACAGAACGCUAAGGGAAAACAAUCUAAAAACAAAGAACUGCAUCAGAAUCUCCGCUUCUGGCUGAAUAUCAUCCUGGGCACCAUCCAUCACCAUCCUGCAUCCAACUCUUCUGACUACAUCAACACAUAUCAGAAGUGCAUUCUUUACUGCAUCCACAAGGGGCUGAAACUGAAUCUGCCAGCACUGCUCUUCAAGUAUCUUAGAGACUCUGUCAAAGAUACCAGAAAUAACAUGAAGACCAGAAACUACAUUCCUCUCGGAAGAAUUAUCUCGGAUGUUCUGAUCGAGAGUGGUUUAGUGGAUCAUCUGAUCCAUCACAAUCUGAUGGAGGAUGUCACUGUUGACAUUGGAAGACCUCUGAAUGCUCGAAAUCUAAAAAGUAUCGGGAUAAUUGAGCAGGUCAGAGCUAAACCAACUCUAGACACUUCCUGGGAAGCACUAAAGGACCAAAGGAAGAUUCCCAACGGUCUCUAUCUGUUCUCCAAGAUUGACCCUCCAAAAGUGGUAGUUCACUAUCUGCAAGAUCUUACAAACCAAGGGGUGGAUAUUUCUGAGUUCUCAGUGGACUGGCUACCUGAGCAUCCACCAAACUUCAUGAAGAGGAUGCGAGAGCCCUCUGAGAAGUCAAAGAAGGCAAAGAAGGCAAAGCUGGGAGAAACUUCUGGGUCAAGACCUCCAGUCCCUCUGGCUGAUUCUCGAACUGAAGCUGUUGCUGAAGCUGAGGCAAAAGCAAAAGCUGAAGCUGAAGAAGCAGCACACGUUGUUGCAGAGGAAGCUACCAAGGCAACCUUCAAACUGAAAGGCCUCUCUGAACAAGUUCGCAAGGACUUCAUCAGAGAUGUUGGAAUUAGGCUACAUGCUCGCUUGGCUAGAGAGGCUGAGGAAAAGGCCAGGAAGGAAGGAGAAGAGAAAUAUCUCCUAGAAGAAGAGCAAAGGAUCAGAGAAGCUGAAGAAAAGGGUGUUGCUGAAGCUGCUGCUGAGGCUGAGGCAAAAGCAAAAGCUGAAGCUGAAGAAGCAGCACACAUUGCUGCAGAGGAAGCUGCCAAGGCAAGUGCUGACGCUUUGACUCAGUGGGAGAAAUUUACCUCCGUGAGGACCAAAGGAAAGGACAACACAAUUUCUUUUAGAGAUCUUGCUUAUGAGCCCGAUGUUGUGGUUGUUGAUGAUGUCGAGACAACAACUCAGAAGGUGGAUGGUCAAAAUGACAUGCAGUUGGUGGCUGAGACAAAUGUGACCCAUCAUACUAAGACGGAGGCUCUAACUGAUAUGGUGGUGACUCCUCAGGGUGAUACAGAGGUGAUGGAAGGUCAUGCAAUGGAGGUAGAAUUCCAUGGAUAUUGUGUGAAUGGUUACUUAGAGUGCUAUCUUACUAUAUCACACCCUCGCAUCAUCCCACCCGUUGAGCAUGCAUAUGACAUUGAACCUUCUGAUGUCGGGGGAGCUUCUGAUAACUUGCCCAACCUCCACUUGGUAUGA